UGUAUUGAGAAGGUAUUUCCAUGCAAUCUGCAGAUUCACUCUUGACAGAACACUAAUCAUUUAAAUGACAUGCUUUGGAGAGGCAAUGGUGAUGAGUAGCCUGCACCCCUUUCUGCCCCUGGGGGCACACUGAUGUGGAGGGAGCAGGGGCGGACUGACAACUCAUGGGGCCCCAGGCAAUAGGGGAUCAUGGGGCCCCUGUGUCCUUGCCCAAACUCAAAAAAGCCUAUGAAAAAGGUACCAGGGGCAUCUCACGGGGCCCCCUACUGACCCCGGGCCCUCGGGCAGUG
Staurois parvus is the source of this 290-nucleotide messenger RNA. Lineage: Eukaryota; Metazoa; Chordata; Amphibia; Anura; Ranidae. The record is from the annotation of a GenBank genome assembly.